Galeopterus variegatus (Sunda flying lemur) is the source of this 1014-nucleotide messenger RNA. RefSeq names its product chromosome unknown open reading frame, human C1orf94. The transcript has 2 exons. The record is from RefSeq and is a predicted model, not a curated record. Lineage: Eukaryota; Metazoa; Chordata; Mammalia; Dermoptera; Cynocephalidae.
AUGAGCAGCGGUGGAUGGUCCCCCUGUCUUCGAGCCCUGGGUGGACAAAGGAGCUUCUAGAAAGAGAGGAGGAUGGCUAGUGGGAAUGGGCUCCCUUUGUCCUUGGCCCUUGUGGCCAAGCGCCCCUCCGCCCUGGGCCCAUUCCCCAGAUACAUCUGGAUCCACCAGGACACACCCCAAGAUAGCCUAGACAAGACUUGUCAUGAAAUCUGGAAGAGAGUCCAGGGCCUGCCAGAGACCUUGCAGCCCAGGACCUCAACGGAGCAGCUCCCUGCCCCCAUGGCUGGGACUCCAAGAGAUCAUGGGUUCAGCUUCCAAGAAGAAGCCCUGGAACUCAGCAGUGGCAAAGAUGAGAUCUCCCUGUUGGUGGAGCAGGAGUUCCUGAGCCUCACCAGAGAGCACCUCAUCCUGGUCAAAGAGAGCUCAGGGGAGCCGGAGGCAACUGGCAACUGUCCCAAGGGGACCAGAGAACCUGCUCCCUGCAUUCUCACACCUCCCCUGGUGGCAGGCAGCAGUGAACACCCAGGAGCCUCUGUCAUUGCCGGUGACAAGGUUAUGGAGCAGGUGUCCAUGUCCAUUAUUGGCAGCCGGCAGGACUGCGAUUCUGCCAUGUCUGCAGUCACGGGCAUCCUGUGUGCCACCAAAGUCAAGAGUGCCAAGGGGACAGAGGACGGGGGCCAUAGCCCGGGUGCCUCCAACUCGGAGAUCAGCAAGCUCCUGGCCCAGUUCCCGUUGAAGUCCACUGAAACGUCUAAGGCCCCUGACCACAAAAUGGUGCUGGAGGAGACAAGAGUCAUCAAGGACUUCCUGCAGAACAGCAUGUUAAGUGGCCCUGGGCCCAUGGAGCCUGGGGGGCUGGGCCCGUUCCUGCUGCUGCCACCCCCUCCUCCCCCAGGACUCCCCGACAAGCUCCCUGACCUCCCUGCUCAGAAGAGGCAGCUUCCCGUGUUUGCCAAGAUCUGCUCCAAGACCAAUGCUGACCUCACCUUGGAGGGGCUGAGUGAGUGGGGCUGA